Molecule: messenger RNA, 1047 nt
Organism: Homalodisca vitripennis (glassy-winged sharpshooter)
Lineage: Eukaryota; Metazoa; Arthropoda; Insecta; Hemiptera; Cicadellidae
Product: LYR motif-containing protein 2-like
Exons: 3
Coding region: 752-1012 (86 amino acids)
Cellular component (GO): mitochondrion
Source: RefSeq, a predicted model, not a curated record
CCGUCACAUCCAGGGCCUCAGGCCCUGCGUCACAUCACUGUUUUGGCACGGAAUCUACUGUUUUGCUUCGUUCUUCUAUACAACAUACUUCCCCGCUUGUUCUUUUGUUAGCUACAUACAGUGUGCAUGCAAUAAACAGUGUGUAACAUCAUAUCUCAAACCACCCUAAUUGAAAUUUGAAGUAUUAAGAGGGAAAACAAAAUGAAAUAUGUACACAAAAUUUAUAUAGUAACAAGUUACCUUACACACUAAGUUUAUUUAUUGAAUUUUAAUAUUGCAAAAGUCUGGUUGAGUUGUUUGAUUACAACUCCAUAAAGGAAAAAAGGAAACGCAUAAACAAACGUGUACAUACAAGUGUUUAGUGUUCAAUUGGGUUUUUGUUGUAAUGCGUCGUCAAAAUUGUCACCCACAAGACAAUAUGAAAAAAAUGCAUAACGAAUGGACGCAGUGCAGUCAGUCGACCCAAAACGUAAACAACUGUCGUCUGCUACUGUUAGUGCCUGCCUACUUUGUAGGUUAAGGUUAUAUUUAACAAAACAAGCACGAAGCACUUUGACAAACAAAUGAGGGAGUGGAAAAUUGAAGUGUCAGUUAUGUACUAUUCGUUUAAUUAAUAUUCUUGCCGUGAUAAACAAACUGAAUUCAUAAAACAGAAUUUUAUAUUAAGAAUCAAGGCAAUCAGAAGUGUAUUAGCCUAUAUGCAGUGUUGCACUGGCUUUGUUAUCGUUUUCUGGUAAUUGGUUCGUUCAUUAUGUAUAGAAAGCCGUCAUACCCAGCUCUUACAUUAAAACAGUUCAUGUUACGAAAACAAGUUCUAAAACUGUAUAGAGAUACACUGCGGAGUAUUCGACAAGUUCCAGAUAGAGACAGUCAGUUAGAACUGAGAAAAUGGGCAAGACAAGAUUUUGAAAAUAAUAAACAUCUGGAAGAGGAAAUUACAAUAAAAAUGAUGAUAAAACACGGAGAAAGGAGUCUGAAAGAGUUACAACAGUCAUUAGAAUUAAGUAAAUAACUUAUAAUGAAAUUUAUUAAAAGUUUUGAAUUAGC